UCUUGUAUUUUGUAAAUAUAAAGGAUUUUCUUCUGGUAAUCGUUGCAUUGAGGGCCACAGAAAGAUCUCAAAACCCUAAGAAACGUAUCUUCGUCUAAACUCCAUUAAAACGUAUAUUAUUCUUUAAGAACUCCAUUGGAGUACAAGAUUUGAUCUGAGAAUCUUUGAUAAUCUACGGUUGAGAUGUUUUCUUUACAACAAGGCUAUGAGCUGGUGUUUCAGUCCCCUUUAGUUUAUCAAUCAGAUCAAAUCCUUCAAGAUCUGACUAUGGAUCAUAGUCUUAAUACCAGCAGCGGGGAGAAGGGGAAACAAAAAUCAGUCAGUAUUCAAGAAAACAAGGGUGAACGUACUCUUGAUGAAUCCUAUAUUAGGAAACUUGUACAUAGAGAUAUUGAACGGCAGAGAAGGCAAGAAAUGACUAAGCUUUAUGCUUCUCUUCGAUCACUUGUUCCUCCCGAAUACCUAAAGGGAAAGCGGUCGAUAUCAGAUCACAUGCAAGAGGCAAUAAAUUACAUAAGAGAUAUGAAGAAUAAUAUCAGGGAACUACAAAUUCGGAGAGACAAGCUAAAGAAGUUUUCUAAUUCAGGCAACCUAAGUGCCGAGGUUGGAAGUUCCACUUGUUAUUCUACUGAUUCAGUCAUGGUGAACCCUUGCCUUGAUGGCAUGGAAAUUGUAAUCAGUUGCAGCUUCAAAUUAGGUAUGUCUUUUGAUCUUCGUGCUCUCCGGAAC
This is a messenger RNA of Olea europaea var. sylvestris, 729 nucleotides long. Its product is annotated as transcription factor bHLH125-like. Gene Ontology annotation, molecular function: DNA-binding transcription factor activity, RNA polymerase II-specific; RNA polymerase II transcription regulatory region sequence-specific DNA binding; protein dimerization activity. Lineage: Eukaryota; Viridiplantae; Streptophyta; Magnoliopsida; Lamiales; Oleaceae. Gene Ontology annotation, cellular component: RNA polymerase II transcription regulator complex. The record is from RefSeq and is a predicted model, not a curated record. Gene Ontology annotation, biological process: regulation of transcription by RNA polymerase II. The transcript is spliced from 2 exons. The annotation marks the transcript as partial.